This is a messenger RNA of Dunckerocampus dactyliophorus (ringed pipefish), 2426 nucleotides long. RefSeq names its product C1q-related factor (gene c1ql1l2). NCBI's taxonomy places the organism in Eukaryota, Metazoa, Chordata, Actinopteri, Syngnathiformes, Syngnathidae. The transcript is spliced from 2 exons. The coding region runs from base 527 to 1315 and encodes 262 amino acids. Gene Ontology annotation, molecular function: protein binding. The record is from RefSeq and is a predicted model, not a curated record.
GGGGAGGGGAGGGUCCAUGCUGCUUAUAAAAAUCCAAGCCUCAGAAUCCGACUCCACAAACUCUCCACACACACACGCACACACACGCGCACACACACGCGCACACAACACCAUACAGACACAUACACACACAUCUGGUGGUUGCUACCCUCUUUCUCUCUUUCUCACUCUCUCUCACUCCAUCCCUGUGGACUCCUGCAUCCUUCUGUCUUCUUCUCACAAGUCAGAGAGUGUUUGGAAGUGCUCUCCGAAUGUCUGCCUCCGUGCGCUCCCUCAAAGUGUGCGACUGACUGACUGAGCGCAGCCGGGAGGUCCGUCAAGUGUAUGUGGGUCUCUGCCGGGCGCGCCCCCCGCCGCUCCACCUCUUGCGUCCCUUCUCAGGAUCUGCGGGUCCUCUUCCUCGGCAACAGGCUCCCCACACCAAGCGGUCACCAUUUCCGCCCCAGGGAGACCCACGCUGGCCGCUCAGCCCCUUCCCCGACUCAGCAUCGGGAGGAAGACCCUGGUGGCGGCCGCCGUGGGGGUUAUGCUGGUCCUGGUCCUGGUGGUGCUCAUCCCAGUGCUCGUCAGCUCCGUGGGCACAGACCCCAGCCACUAUGAGAUGCUGGGCACCUGUCGGAUGGUGUGCGACCCCUACCUGAACAAGGGCACCCCCAGCAGCAGCACCAGCUCCACGGGGCUCCAAGCGGAGGCGGAGGCAUUGAGCGACCACAGCAACGUGCUGCCACCCUCCACGCUCCUGCAGGGCCCGCAGGGGAAGCCGGGAAGGCCGGGGAAGCCAGGGCCACCGGGGCCGCCGGGGGAACCGGGGCCACCUGGACCGGCGGGGCCUCCGGGCGACAGAGGGGACCAGGGUAGGACUGGGAUUUUGGGGUUGGGAGAGAACGGAGCUAUCAGCACAGCCACCUACAGCACGGUGCCCCGGGUGGCCUUCUACGCCGGCCUCAAGAACCCCCACGAGGGCUACGAAAUCCUUAAGUUUGACGAUGUGGUCACCAACCUGGGCAACAACUAUGACGGCAUCUCGGGCAAGUUUGUGUGCAGCAUCCCGGGCACGUACUUCUUCAUCUACCAUGUACUGAUGAGGGGAGGGGACGGCACCAGCAUGUGGGCUGACCUCUGCAAAAACGGGCAGGUUCGGGCAAGCGCCAUCGCCCAGGACGCGGACCAGAACUACGACUACGCCUCCAACAGCGUCAUCCUCCACCUGGACGCAGGGGACGAGGUCUACAUCAAGCUGGACGGCGGCAAAGCGCACGGCGGCAACAACAACAAGUACAGCACCUUCUCGGGCUUCAUCCUCUACGCGGACUGAGGAGCGCGUGCGAAGACAACUGGUCACUGACUGAAAAGAAAAGAGAGUUGUGGGGUGGAGAGGAUGUGUGCUCAACGACCUUCUAAGUUCCCCCCCCUUUCUUCUUCUUCUCUCCAUCAUCAUCAUGGACAACCGUGGCAACCAUGAGACCUCCGGGCGCUGCGGCCGAGGCCUGGACACACUGGCAGAGGGGUGGCACAAGGAUUUUUGUGGUGGUGGGGCGGCGCCAAUGUGUCGGAAGCUCCUCGCUAUCAGCUCUCUUUCCAUCGCCCUGCACAAUGUGGACUGUCACACCUUCUCUCCACAGUGUGGCCUGAAAUGCGUAGUGUUGUUGCGUGCAAUUUUACCUUAGAUUGUGUUUUUAUUUGGUAGACAUACAUACUAUUCUGCACAAAUUGAUUGGAAAAAAAAGAUAAUAUCCUCAUCCCAUUGUGACGAUACCCUCUGAGAUGUUGUUUGUGAUGCAGACGAGCUGAUUGGACAACAGCAUUCAGCAAUGUACCUCCCGAUGUAUGGUAUACUAUAGGCAAUACCCUUCCACCGGCUACCUAUCAUGCACACGCCACAUCCUGCUGCUGUUUGGGUUCAAAGUGUCUCCUAGAUGUCCUAGUUCUAUGUAGACCUUCCGCACAAGCAAAGCAAAAGGUAGCUAAAGAGCAGAGUGACAGGGAGGAAGCGGCGGCGACGACCACGGCGUCUCUUCAGCAUCACUGAUUGUCCUCCAUUCAUUAGCUGCACAAUCGCCGCCACACGUGUUAAUAUUUACUCAACAUGGCAGCCCGACCGCUCGCCUUAGGAUGAUUGGGCGGACUGCACGUGUGUGUGUAGGUGUGUGUGCGUGCGCGUGUGUGUGUGUGUGUGUGUGUGUGUGAACAGUAUGCACACACCCCCAACCCCCUCCGCCCCAAAAGGAGUGUGUGCAUGCUAGCAUGUGGUGUGCCAUAGCUACAUGGUCCUCUCCAGAGUCGAUAUUUUAUUUAGCUCAGUCUGGGGGCAGCAAAGCCGCUAUAGAUAUGAUGAUGAGCUUGUAAAUGAAUUCUGACAUGUUUUGUUUAUCCUAUCUUUUCGAAUUGUUGAAUACAUUUAAAUAAUAAAUGGGAUUUUUUUUUUU